AUGACCACAUCAGAUAAACUUACGGCCAACAUCGUCCUCAUCAUCGGAUCCAAUGUCAUUGGCCUCAUUAUCUUUAGUGUAUCAGAUCAGAAACAACGUCUUGCCUUCUUAGAUACACGAAUGUCUAUGGAAGCUAAAGUUAAAAUGGAAGCACAGUCAAAACAGCAGGAGCGUCUUUUAACAUCUGUAUUACCGCGUUACAUCGCUAUGGAAAUACAAGGGAAUAUGAAUUCAUCUUCAAAAGUUGGUAUGACAGAGAAACAGUUUAGCCACUUUUAUAUUCAACGCUACGAAAAUAUAAGUAUACUAUUUGCUGAUAUUGUUGGCUUUACGAAAUUGUCCUCAACUUUCACCGCUCAACAAUUAGUACAGACACUCAAUGAAUUAUUCGGUAGUUUUGAUGAAAAAGCUGAGGAAAAUCACUGCCUGCGGAUUAAAAUUUUGGGCGAUUGUUAUUACUGCAUUUGUGGCGUACCCGAUCCACGACCAGAUCAUGCACAACUAACAGUUGAAAUGGGAGUAGCUAUGAUUCGUGUUAUAGCAGAUGUAAGAAAGAAAACUGGUGUAUCAUCGUUAGAUAUGAGAGUUGGAAUUCAUUCUGGUGCCGGAUUAUGCGGUGUUAUGGGUAGAAGAAAGUGGCAAUUCGACGUCUGGUCUUCUGAUGUAACAUUAGCUAAUAAUAUGGAAGCUGGGGGUAUUCCAGGGCGUAUUCACAUAACGGAUACUACUUACAAACAUUUAAAAGAUGAUUACGAAGUUGAGGAUGGCAAUGGAGGUAGUAGAAGUGAAUAUCUCCGCCAAAGGAAUAUUCAUACCUAUUUAAUUAAGAGAAGAAAGCAUACAAGAAAUAAGCAAUGUAAUACAGAAAAUUUAAAGUUAGAUGGAAGUUCCAGUAAAAGUGGCAAUGGCUCUAACGCUCACCAUACAGAAGAGAUAGAUUAUGAAGACAAGCUAACUAAGAUGUUGGAUGAAGACUUACAGAAUCGAGAUCUGGAUAAUGGAGAAAUUUCGAAUCCGUUAACAUUACGAUUUAAAGUCACAGAAACCGAAAGGAACUAUAACUGUGAAAAAGAAAAUAUGGGUUUCACUUUAUUAAUUGCUUGUUAUAUCGUACAAGUAACCUGUUUUAUUGUUAGCGCUAUUAUCCUACCAAUAACGCUAACAAGAACAAUUCUUUUUGCUAUUGGCUCUGCAAUAAACAUAUUUUUGGUUAUAGUUACUGCCGCGUCAAAUUAUCGAAAGAAAUUUUAUCGAUGGUUGGUUAACUUAUCGGUAUAUAUUGAAAAUCGUAAAAUCCUAUCGGCACUCCUUGCUGCUUUACCAGCAGUUAUUAUAUUUAUAGCCGAACUGACAGAAAUCAUUCAAUGUAAUACGGUAGCUGUCGAAUUUAACAACGCCAAUAACUGCUAUUUUAACAAUAGCCAAUUUUACACACAAAAUCAUAUUUGCAAGCAUCCUGUUUAUACGAUGUACAACAUGAUUAUGCUGUUGAUGGUGGUUUCAGCGCUAAUUCAACUAAGCUAUGAAUUUAAACUAGUCCUUUUGACGCUCAUUACUGCCGCUUCAAUUAUUGUUGUUAUGAUACCCGUUCAGAACGCUUUUACAUGCUACGACACUAUCGUUUAUAAUUCUAGUUAUGGGUUAUAUGCUGAUUAUAUACAAAUCAAUUAUUUAUCAACAUUUAAUAUUGGAGUUGCCUUGAUCGUUUUAGUAUGUAGUACAAGACAGAUGGAAAUUACAGCUCGAAUAUUGUUUCUAUGGAAAAAAGAGGCCAUAGAAAAGAAAGAUGGAGUCGAAGAAUUACAGCGUCGUAACGAGCUAUUGGUUCAAAAUAUUUUGCCACUUCAUGUAGCUAAACAUUUCUUAACCCGUCAAGGAGAGAUUUAUAAUGAAUCCCAUAACGAAAUCGGCGUUAUGUUUGCGUCCAUACCUAAUUUUCAAGAUUUCUAUUCUGAAGAUGAAAUUAACGUACAAGGAAAGGAAUGUCUCCGUUUCUUAAAUGAAGUGAUUAUCGAUUUUGAUAACGAAAAUGUAGACAAGUGGCAACAUCUUGUUGAUUUGGCCGAUUUUGCGCUUGAUUUGAUUAAAAAAUUAAAAGAAAUAAACGAAAAUUCUUUCAAUAGCUUUCACUUAAGAAUUGGAAUAUCAUCUGGCCCUAUAGUAGCUGGUGUUAUUGGUGUAAAUAAGCCACAUUAUGAUAUAUGGGGAAAUACUGUUAAUGUUGCUAGUAGGAUGGACACAACUGGAAAACCUGGCUCUGUUCAAGUUUUUCAAGAAACUCAAGAAAUUUUAGCUACUAGAGGAUUUAAAUUUACUUGCAGAGGAUUGAUACCUGUCAAAGGCAAAGGAAAGUUAUUAACUUACUAUUUGCUUGGAAGGGAAGCGACUGGUGCAAAUCAUUUACCGAAUAUGCUCCAUUAG
This is a messenger RNA of Trichoplax adhaerens, 2421 nucleotides long. RefSeq lists its product as uncharacterized. The transcript is spliced from 21 exons. The record is from RefSeq and is a predicted model, not a curated record. NCBI's taxonomy places the organism in Eukaryota, Metazoa, Placozoa, Uniplacotomia, Trichoplacea, Trichoplacidae. Gene Ontology annotation, molecular function: adenylate cyclase activity. Gene Ontology annotation, biological process: cyclic nucleotide biosynthetic process; intracellular signal transduction; adenylate cyclase-activating G protein-coupled receptor signaling pathway. Bases 1 to 2421 code for a protein of 806 amino acids.